AAAACCUUUACAACACAACGCACCUUAUAUCAUAUUAUAUAAUAAGUAAACCUUAGAAAAUAGAUACCUGUUUUUGCAGCAACACUACAGUUCACUUUUAUGCUUACAAAUUACAUUUAUUGAAAAAUCCUCUAUCCUUUACAAAUUCUAAUAAAAAAUGAUAACCCAAAAGAAAGCAGCUGAUAAUAAUAUUGUGGGAGGGAAAACAGCACGGGCGUGCGAGAGCUGCCUAAAGAAGCGAGCUAGUUGGUUUAGCCCGGUAGAUCAUGCGUUUCUCUGCAAUGCUUGUGACUUAUCCGUCCAUUCAGCUAAUGAGCUUGUCGGCUGGCAUAAGCGGGUUAGGCUUGAGACGGCAUCGUCUAAGCCAAACCCAGACACGGCCGUGCCAUCUUGGCACCAAGGGUUCACUAAGAAGGCUAGAACCCCACGCAACACUAAGGCGUCAAAAUCAUUGUAUGGUAGUCAAAUGCCUCAUGUUGUGCCUCAAGUUAGUAAUGAUCAUGAUAAUGAGGAAUUUUUUGAGGAAGAUAAUGAAGAAAAUGAGGUUGUUUUUAGUGUUCCUAGUUUUGAUAGUAAAAAUGAUGAUGGGUUUAACAUUUCGUUAAUUGGGUUUGAUGGUGAUAUGUGGGAUAACAUGCCGGGAUUUCUUCCGACGAAAACUGAGCUCGCCGAAUUUGCUACUGAUGUUGAGAGUUUAUUCGACCAGGAGAACGAAGAGGUAGUUAAAAUGGAGGAUCUAGUUUUCAAUCAAGAUCAUGGGUGUUUUCCGGAAGUGAAAAUAGAAGAAGAGGGAGAGAUUAGUAUUAGUAAUAGUAAUAAUUAUAAUCAUUGUUAUUUUGACUGGUCAAAUGAUGUGGAAAGUCAAAUGUUGAAUUUUGAUUUGAAUUAUGGGGUUGAAGAGGAGGAAGAAUUAGAAAAGAAUGUGGUGGUACCAAAAGAAGAGAAUUAUUAUGAGGAAAGUAAUAAUAAUGAAAUUAAUUUGGAAGAAAGUAAAAGGAGGAAAAUAAUACUUAGAUUGAAUUAUCAAGAGGUUAUUAAUGCAUGGGCUAGUUUGGGUUGUUCAUCUCCUUGGACCACCGGGCGGCGGCCCGAUUUUGAUCUUGACCAUGAUGGUUGGCCUAAUUGGAUGGGAGUAUUGGGCCCUACUGGAAAUAGAGGUAACCUAAAGGGUGGAAAUGAAGGUAGAGAAGCAAGAGUUUUAAGAUACAGAGAAAAGAGAAGGACAAGAUUAUUUUCUAAGAAGAUAAGAUAUCAAGUUAGGAAAUUAAACGCUGAAAAGAGGCCGCGUUUUAAAGGGCGCUUUGUCAAACUAUCAUCUCUUUUAUCACCCCUUGUAUAGAAAGAAAGAGGCUAAUAAUAAUAAUAAUAAUAAUAAUAAUAAUAAUAAUAAUAAUAAUAAUAAUAUAAUAGUAAUUAUUAAAUUCAAUCUCCCUAGCUUAUCAUUUAUUUAAAAGUAACAUUAGUGUUGUCAAACAUAAUUAAAAUCAAACUAAAGUUAGUUUAGCACCUUGCUAGCUAUCAAGGUAUGGUUUUCUAAUAGUUAGAUGUUUAAUUUUCCAUGUGCCUAAAUUUUUUGAGCAUCUAUGCAUGUGAUGAUGAUGAUCAAAAUUGCUAAUGUAACUUAAUACUCUAAAUAGCUUCUAUAUUGGUCACAACUAUGUAGUAUUUGUCAAUGUAAAUGAAUUUUUAUUUUGAAAAAAUAUUAUGUUACUUUCAAGUCAUUUUUUAAGGCUAAUUGUAGUGAUUAUAUUCACCAUAUAAUAAAACCUUUUGGGACAUAAUAUUAUCCGGCACUAUAACCUUUAUUUUUGAAGCUUAAUUCGUGGAUUAUGAAGUAUUUUGGGAGAACCAAACAAUUAAUCGUCACAAAAAGCUAAUAAUCUAAUGUCUACAGUCUAUUACUUCCAAUGUAGCGGUGAUUGCAAUUAAAUCACUACUUUGCAUAUGCAUCACCAAAAUUAGUAAAGCGUCACUCAAAAUUAGUAAUGACGUCACUUACAAUCAUCAUUGCUCAAAAUACCUUAUUUUGUAAUACUUACCUCUGAAAUCGGUACUAAAUAGCGAGAAUGAUA
Messenger RNA from Amaranthus tricolor (Joseph's coat), 2072 nucleotides. RefSeq names its product zinc finger protein CONSTANS-LIKE 6-like. Bases 158 to 1339 code for a protein of 393 amino acids. Gene Ontology annotation, biological process: regulation of DNA-templated transcription. The record is from RefSeq and is a predicted model, not a curated record. Lineage: Eukaryota; Viridiplantae; Streptophyta; Magnoliopsida; Caryophyllales; Amaranthaceae. The transcript is spliced from 2 exons. Gene Ontology annotation, cellular component: nucleus. Gene Ontology annotation, molecular function: protein binding.